UAGGGCAUAACCAGAGUGACACGUUGAACUCGCCAUAAUCAAGGAAACCUUUUCCGGGUGGGGAUCUCUGAAAUCGCUCAGUGAGCAACCCUAAUUAACCUGAUUUUUUGCCGAUAAUCACUCUCAAUGGAAUCAAAUCACAAAUCCGGGGAUGGAUUGAGCGGAACCCAGAAGGAAGCAGCCCUUCGCGCAUUGGUCCAGCGCACAGGAUAUAGCUUGGUCCAGGAAAACGGGCAAAGAAAAUAUGGUGGACCUCCACCUGGCUGGGACGCUGCACCCCCAGAAAGGGGCUGUGAGAUUUUUAUUGGGAAACUUCCACGAGACCUUUUUGAGGAUGAACUUAUACCAUUAUGUGAAAAAAUGGGUAAAAUUUAUGAGAUGCGGAUGAUGAUGGAUUUUAAUGGCAACAAUCGAGGGUAUGCAUUUGUAACUUUCUCAAAUAGACAAGAAGCCAAGGACGCCAUCAAACAACUUAACAACUAUGAAAUUAGAAACGGGCGUCUCUUAGGGGUGUGCGCCAGUGUGGACAACUGCCGGUUGUUUGUCGGGGGGAUCCCCAAGACCAAAAAGCGAGAAGAGAUCUUAGCAGAGAUGAAAAAGGUCACCGAAGGAGUCGUCGACGUCAUUGUCUACCCGAGCGCCGCAGAUAAAACCAGAAACCGGGGCUUUGCCUUCGUGGAGUAUGAGAGUCAUCGGACAGCUGCCAUGGCCCGAAGGAAGCUGCUGCCAGGAAGAAUUCAGUUAUGGGGACAUCCUAUCGCAGUAGACUGGGCAGAACCAGAAGUAGAAGUUGACGAAGACACAAUGUCUUCGGUGAAAAUCCUGUAUGUGAGAAACCUGAUGCUGUCUACUUCUGAAGAGAUGAUUGAGAAAGAAUUCAACAAUAUUAAACCAGGUGCUGUGGAGAGGGUAAAGAAAAUCCGCGACUAUGCUUUUGUGCAUUUCAGCAGUCGAGAGGAUGCAGUUGAGGCAAUGAAAGCUUUAAAUGGAAAGGUGCUAGAUGGUUCCCCCAUUGAAGUGACCCUAGCCAAACCAGUGGACAAGGACAGUUACGUUAGGUACACCCGAGGCACGGGCGGAAGGGGCGCCAUGCUGCAAGGAGACUACACCUACUCUUUGAGCCAUGUUUACGAUCCCACCACAACCUACCUUGGAGCUCCUGUCUUCUAUGCCCCUCAGGCCUAUACAGCAAUUCCCAGCCUUCAUUUCCCAGCCACUAAAGGACAUCUUGGCAACAGGGCCAUUAUCCGAGCCCCUUCUGUUAGAGAAAUUUACAUGAAUGUACCUGUAGGGGCUGCGGGAGUAAGAAGACUAGGUGGCCGUGGCUAUUUGACCUACACAGGCCUGGGUCGUGGAUACCAGGUCAAGGGAGACAAGAGAGAAGACAAACUCUACGACCUUUUACCUGGGAUGGAGCUCACCCCAAUGAAUCCUGUCACUUUAAAACCCCAGGGAAUUAAACUUGCUCCCCAGAUAUUAGAAGAAAUUUGUCAGAAAAAUAACUGGGGACAACCGGUGUAUCAGCUGCACUCGGAUGGACAAGAUCAACGGCAACUAUUCUUAUACAAAAUAACCAUUCCUGCCCUGGACCAGAAUCCUGCCAUCCACCCCUUCACGCCUCCGAAGCUAAGUGCCUACGUGGACGAAGCCAAGACCUACGCGGCAGAGCACACCCUCCACACCCUGGGCAUCCCCACCGACGGGGCCGAGGCCCCCACCGCCCCCGCAGCCGCCGCUGCUUUCCCAGGAUACGCUGUCCCUAACGCAAGUGCACCUGUGUCCGCGGCCCAGCUCAAGCAAGCGGUGACCCUUGGACAAGACUUAGCAGCAUAUACGACGUAUGAGGUCUACCCCACUUUUGCAGUGACUGCCCGAGGGGAUGGAUAUGGAGCCUUCUGAAGAUAUCUUUCUUUUAAUUUAAGAAUAAGACACAUACAACUCUAUCCGGAAGAAAUAAACCUCUCACUCAGUUUCCUUAAGAUCACAAGUAAUGCUUUUCCUAGAGCGAUGCCUUGCCCGAGACUGGUUAGUGUAUACUAAUUGUAGAAUCAUGAUAGGAGGCUGUAUUCCCAGUGAAAUCAAAUGUCAAGCAGGCUUUUGUCUAACAGAAAGCUAAAGAACCAUUGCCCCAACAGUCGUUUCUCCCAGGCUCCUGAGGGACCUGGUGACGGGUUUCUGAACCCUGACAGUGUAAAGAGAGACCUGUUAACCAGCAAGCGUUCAGGGGUCAGCAGACCUGGGCCAGAAACAACAAAGAGAGCCAUGUGAAUUCCAGAGUCUUAACCUGGGCUCACAGUUGCUUCUGUGACACAGAGAGUCACAAACAGGCAGGGUGGGGGCAGGGGAGGACGCUCUUUGAAAGGCGUUCGCAUUGCCCGCCGCGUGGGGUAUGUCCUCAGGCUGGGGUCCGUGAAAGACUGCCCAAGGUCUGAUGGGGUCAGCAUCACUUCCAUCCAAAAAGUGCCCCGGGUCAGUCUGUCCUAGGUCAGCAUCUUCAUGGCCCCCUUGACCCCUGGGGACCUCGUGGAAGUCAGCGUGAUGUGCUGCAGGUAAUGAUAAAAUGAACCCGGGCCCACUGUUUACUAAACUCAUCGGCCCGCACCUCUCCUUCCCUGGAACCCCCAUCCUUGCCAAUGGUCCCCCAACACAGUAAUCACCCCAGCGUAAAAGGACUUCUCCUUGUAAACUUUUCGCUUGUUCACAUUGAUUUGUUUUCAUAUCUGUCUCACGUGGCUCGUGCCUAAAACCAUAAAAAGGCGCAUCAGAUCUACCGAUCUUCACUUGUGAUGCUUUUUCCUACUCAGCAAAGGGGCUGUGAAGUCUUUUCAAACAGAGGAGUGAAGAUCCACUCUCAUUUCUUUGGACUUUUUGCAGCAUCCAGUCCACCGUCCGGCAUUCAGAGACCGUUAUAUUGACGUGGGGUCAGCCUUGGACUGUCUCACCCACUAGCAUGAAAUCUGCUCAGAAAUCCUCUACCUUUCCUCCCUUCUGUUUUCAACAAGUAUCGGACAGCUUUACCGUGUCUGAGCCCUUUGGUCUCGAACUCAGCACAGAAACCUUACACCCUCCACUGCCGAUUGAUCAGAAGCUGAUUCUUAGACACCCAGCCAGGGUGCUGUUUACCAAAAUCCUCGAGGGCUUCAGGCCUCUCUCCAGGAACAUCUUCUAGGGAUACAGGUGCUACAAAAAACCAGGAUGGAGGGAGCAGAAAGCUCUACUUUCUUGCCAUACAUGUAAAUGACUGCGUCUGUAUCAAAACAGAAAUAACCCAGGUCUGAACUCCAAACACCUAUCACUACUGUUUCAGUCUCAUUAGUGGUUUAAGACCUACAGUACCAGAAUUUCCAUUUAAAAAAAUCCUUUGGCCCUGGUAAAAAUUCUACAGGACUCAAAGGAAGACAUACACAUGAAAACAUAGAACCAUUGGUCAACUCUUGAGUGGGAUCCUGGGAUCCAAAAUCAGCCCAGAUUCCAAUCAAAAUCAGCUAAAUUCCAAUAAGAGUUAAAAGUCCUUGUAACCUUUCAGUUCUGUUAAUUCUAAUCAGGUAUCAAAGGCCUCAAGGCUAAGCUCACUCUGAAAGACCCGGUGCUUUCAACUUUACAUUUUGAUCCUCAUAUUCCCUAGGAUAGUGGCUCCCAAACUUAACUGCACAUCAGCAACACCUGGAAGGCUUUUCAGAAUGCCUUUACCAAGAUGGCACCUCAUAUGGAUUACAUCAGAAUACCACAGGGUGAUAUUCUCGGUACUUUUUAAAAAUCUCAGGUGAUUUCAAUGUGCAACUAACUUUGGGAAUGGCCAUAAUCUUUCCAUUUCAACCCUGUCUUCAACCCUUAAUGUCUUCCUUUUUUAUUUCUUUUUCAUUAAAUAGAAAAAUGCAAGAAAAAUUUCUCUAAAUAGCCAAAUCAUAUUUUUACACAUAUUCGUCUCAUAAAAAGUACAAAUUUGAAUAUAAUUCAUACUGGCUUCAAACUAACUUUUGGACCAAACUAGUUUUAAAAACGAGGAAGUGAAAAAUUCCUCCAUAAGCAAUUUUGAGGUCCAAAUCUACAUUCCCGGACAGACCUGCUUUUAUACUCAAAAAGAGUAAUUACAUUGAGGCAGGCAAAUUCCCACUGAGUCCAAAAAAGCAUUCCAAACUCCAAGAGCAAAAGUUUUAAUGUUCUUUAAAAUCUCUGGAAAUAGAAAAGAUUCCUUCUCCAUGUCUCGUCAAUGCAAAAUAGAAGGUUUCAUCCAGAGGAGUUUUAAAUUUAAUCAAAAUGAACAGUUAGUUAACCACAGGAAUCUUUUUAUGAGAAAAAUCAUUAUUCUGGGUGAAAUCAUAAUGAGUUUUUUAACGGCUAAGAAGAGAAGCCUAAACAUACAAAAAUAGCAAAGUAUCGAGAAUUGCCACUUGAACACCAAGGAAACACAGGUAUUCGUACAUUUACCUCGUAAGGAUGGAUUGUAUUCAAGCGAGUAACUAUGGUUUUACUUUUUGCUGAAAUUUUACUUCAUUCUGUAAAAUCGAGAGGAAUACUUUGAAUUCCAUUAGAACCUAUUCGUAGAAAGUAACAAUGUGUCUGUAGUGCCAUAUGUAUUGACUUUGCCCAAAUUGAGUCGUGUAGAACAGCUCCAGCUAUAAUGAGUUUGGAACUUUAAAAAAAUGAGAUGUUUAAAAAUCAAGUGUGGGACCACAGGUUUACUUCACAUGAUGUUGAUGUUUUUGGACGUCAGAAAUUAGCACCUGUUUAAUACCUAUUGUACCUUGUGCAUCAAAUCUAUUUUUUGUUACUUCUUGCUUUCUUAUUUCCUAGAAAAGACUCUUCACAGAAGAAACUAACAUGAGUAAACCAACCAAAUGAUAACAGAGUACCGAACCAAUCAUUUAGAAGCAUCUAGUGAAUUAGAAUUGAGUUUCUAAGUUUUGGUACUUAAUAGCUUAGUGAAAAUUAAAAUUAACCGCCGUUACUCACGAGAAACGGUACAGUAGUGAGAUUAGAUAUCUAUUCUCUUACCCGUAAGAGUGCUGCUUAUUCUCCAAUUGCUAUAUUUCUCUCCCACCCCAUUACUGUAACUAGAAGACCAUCUUUACCUGUAGCAAGAUACAGUUUUCCUACAUAGCCGGUUCUUGCCUCCCACCUGUGCCCAAACCUGGUAUCAUGCCGGACCACACUGUGUUGGCGUAAAAGCACCCAAAAUGCUGCUAGAAAGCUACCUCAUGUUAAAAAAACAUUGACUUCAAAAAAUAUCUAACAAACCACAGGUCCUGGACUUUUUAAUGGUGAAUGGAGAUCAAAUUAUAGCUAUGUAUUAAUAGCUAUGUAAUUUAAUACCUAUUACGGCUAUGCAAUCAUUAUGCAGGAAAUUAGGUUUAGUUUUACUUAAAAGUUUUUGUAAACACAACCUCCCAUUCACAUUGAUUAGCUUUUCAUAAAUAUUGCCUCAAUGUAAUUUUUGAUUUAUGUCCAUUUUCACAGUAUGUUUUAAAUGACUGUUUUCUAGUUCUGCCUUGGACAACUGGGUCACAGUUUGAAUCCAUGGGGACAGGGAGAUUCUCCAGGGUGGCUUUUCAAGAAGAAGAGUCAGUAAAGACAGUAUUUGGAGUAAAUUGUUUUCGUAUCCAAAGCUACAAAGUUUGAUAAAAUAUAGUAAUGUUGCAUAGCUCCAGGACCAGCCAAGAUUUCCCCCAAAUAACUUACAACUAACAGUGAGCAGUGUGCCCCAGGGUUCACACAAGGCCAUGGUCAUUCAUCGCCUCCUUGACUUCAUUCGUACAGAAAUACCCAGGAGACGAAACAACUUAUAUCUUUUACAUCUUGGGGAUACAUUUUUACCUAUAUAUAAAUACCUCUGUCCAAGACAAAACCGAGCUUCAAGUAUGACACUUACAGUAAACUUUGUGGUAAAUACUUUUACAAGAAAACAUUAACGGCAAAAUUUGGGAGUUUCAAUGUACUUCUUGGAAGACAGAGAAACUAGGGACCCAAUAUUCCUUCCUGACAUGGAAUCGUUACCUACUGCUUUUUGUUGAACUGAUCACCAAAUAUGAUGUUGAAAUUCUACUUCAUUCUAGUGAUGUCUUGAAAAUGCUUCAAGCUUUACAAGAACAUAGUCAUAGAAAAUGUCAUGUAUCCACCGGGAUCGAUGUUUGCCUUUGCCAAUGUUAGGACUAAGCCAAGCAUGUCCUGCUCUAAUGAGUAAAAAACCAUCAGAUAAAUGAGACUUUCUGACCUCCAUGCCAGAUCACUUUGCUUAUGGAGUAGAACAUACAAAAACUUUUUUCAACAGAAAAUUCAUACAGAAUAUUCUACCGAAUUCUACAGAAAAUUCUACAGAGAAUGUCCAUUUUACAAGCCAGGUUUUUCUUACAAUAUUUCUACAGGAAAUAGAAUGUGUGAGUUUAAUAGGGAGAAUAGUGCGUAUCUUGAACACAUACACUCACUGAUGGGAGAAUGUGAACUUUAGGCAUUUUCAGGUCACCUCAGUUUUGUAGAAAAGAGAAAAAGAAAGCCUUAUACUUCAGCUAAUAGUGAAAAGAAACUAGUAAACAAUCUGGAAGUGAAAAAUAAUUCACUCAUUUGCCUGGAAACCAGAAGCCCCCAUUCAUUCGAACAUGCCUGGAAUGAGAUCUAGAACCCUUCUACACCUCCUUCCUCCCACUGUUCUCCUGUUUGGGGAGAGAAAUCAAGAAGAAUAUUCCUUGCAUUCUCUUUACUUUGUCUAAGGGAAGGGGAGGUGCCAAGAAACAGCACUUUAAAGAAAAUAAGCUGCCUUCAGAGACUUCCUGGAGACUGAAGAACAUCAACCCCACUCGGGGUUAACUAUGUCCCUCUGGGAUGACAGUAUGUUCUGUUUGCCGGGACAGCCCUGUUUAUCAAUAUUAACAAUAACCCUUCAGACUCACAAAUGUGUCCCAGUUUAGACAAGUUAUACAGUGACCUCAUCUUGUUGGCUCCUUUUCUUUUCUUGUCGUUCCUUUUUUUUUUUUUUUUUAAUCUUAUAGAAUUGGCUUUAUCCUCUCCAGAACAGGUGCACGUUAAAGGAAAAUGCCCAACUGACUUCUUUCUGACGGAGGUAGGAGCAGAGAGAAAGCGAGAGAAACGUGUCGUCCUCUCAUUUAUGAUUACCCUCAAUCCACUCCCUACCCAGUGACCCCACCACCAACCCCUUUCUGGUCCUGGUCGUCCUCCCCAAGCCCCUGGGCUCUGGGUCCUGAGCUCUGCCACUGGGGCCAGAUGGGACAGGGAACAAGAUGAAAGGUAGGGCAUUGGGAGGGUUUUGGAGGAUUUGCCAGUUCCUUUCUUCCUUAAACCAAGCUCCUUAUGCUGCAAACCAGGAAGGGCUUCCAACAUCAGCCUUCCUCAUAAAAGGCACGCUGCUUUUUCCCUUCCAUGUUUUACAGAUUUGCUCAAAUAUCUGCCUCUCACGUCGAUUACUGUUUGCUCAUGGAACUAUCCUCAUAUAAUCUCAUAUAAAGUGUUGAAUAUGUCUUAAUGGAGAAGAAUACUGACAGAUACUUCCCUUUUUAUAGAACUUCCUUUUACUCUCUCAUUAUUUUCUUCGCUGAUAGUAAGAAUUAAACAAAUUAUAAUCUCUAUUGCUAUAAACCAGAGGCCUCUAUUUC
Lynx canadensis (Canada lynx) is the source of this 7604-nucleotide messenger RNA. RefSeq names its product APOBEC1 complementation factor (gene A1CF). The record is from RefSeq and is a predicted model, not a curated record. Gene Ontology annotation, molecular function: mRNA binding. Gene Ontology annotation, cellular component: nucleus. Lineage: Eukaryota; Metazoa; Chordata; Mammalia; Carnivora; Felidae.